This is a messenger RNA of Stylophora pistillata, 22069 nucleotides long. RefSeq lists its product as uncharacterized. The record is from RefSeq and is a predicted model, not a curated record. Gene Ontology annotation, molecular function: protein binding; serine-type endopeptidase inhibitor activity. Gene Ontology annotation, biological process: establishment of protein localization to extracellular region. Gene Ontology annotation, cellular component: extracellular region. NCBI's taxonomy places the organism in Eukaryota, Metazoa, Cnidaria, Anthozoa, Scleractinia, Pocilloporidae.
GCAAAAAAGAGUGCGUCAAACCCGUUUUUCCAGAUAAGCCAGGCACAUGCCCCACUCCACCUGAUGACCGAUCAGACUGUCUCUCUCCCACCGACGAGUGCUCAGUUGAUCGUGAUUGUGACGACAACAUGAAAUGUUGUGAUCGGCCAUGUGGACGUGUUUGCGUUGAACCAGAGAUAAAAGAAAAGAAGUGCAAAGCUAUUGUGGAUCUGGCGUUUGUUGUCGACUCUUCUGGAAGUAUUAGUCGACGUAACUGGAAGCUGCUACUUGCUUUCCUCAAGGAUGCAAUUUCAUCGUUGGACGUGUCCCCGAAGGGGUCUCACGUUGCCUCUGUAUCCUACUCAUCAUAUCCAAAGGUUGAUUUCAGAUUCAACACUCUGCCAAAUGACAAACUAAAUGCAGAAGAAUUGCACAAGCUUGUUAACACAAUAAGACAUCAAAGAGGAUUCACUUAUAUCGAUAGGGCAAUGAAACUUGCCAACGAGGAAAUAUUUAGCGACAAAGGGGGAAUGAGACAGGCGGUUAGAAAGGUUUGCUUUGUGUUAACGGAUGGUGCGCAAACCACAAAUGGCAAAAAAGGUCCUUACGUUCCUCUUGAUAUCGCCUCUAAACCACUUAAAGAUAAAGGAAUAGAAGUGUGGUCCAUUGGUGUUGGAAAGAAUGCUCAGAGAGUUGAAUUGGAAACAAUAGCUUCCGAUCCUGGAAAAGUACUUACAGUGAAGAGUUUCAAAGAGUUGAAGAGCAUAUUGACCGAGAUAAAGAAGGCAGCAUGUGAAGAUAAGAAGGAGACUAAGUGUCAGAGGGAAUUCGUUGCCGCCACAAAAGAUACCGCCCCUGGCAGAUUUGUUCCAAGGUGCAAACUAGACGGCAGCUAUGCGGAUGUACAAUGCCGUGGAUCCGUCUGCUAUUGUGUGGAUAAAGAUGGCAAUGAAAUAGUUGGGACAAGGACACCUCUUGCUUCGGGCAAACCAAACUGUACAGCACCAUAUAAGCUGACUCCUUGUCAAGAAGCAUACAGAAAAGCAAUUCAAAAUCCAAAAGUUGGAGGCUACGUUCCGCGUUGUAAAGAUGAUGGCGAAUAUCAGGGGCUGCAGUGCAGUGGAGCAUUUAGUCAAUGCUGGUGUGUUGAUAGCAAUGGGAAAGAAAUAUCGGGAACAAGAACAACCUUAAAUCUUCAGUGUCCUGAUCCAGCAACUCAACCUAAAUACACUGACUGUCAGAGACGUUACAUGGAGCUGUCCAGAAACCCAGUUCAAGGUCGGUAUAUCCCCUGGUGUCGGUCUGACGGUGGAUUUAACUGGCGUCAAUGUUAUGGCGAUCACUGCUUUUGUGUCGAUCAAUAUGGACAAGAACUGUCGAAUACACGCGUCCACAGCAGCAAUGGGUUACCGAAAUGUUCAAAAGAAGGAGGAUUGCUGACUCCAUGCCAGCUUAAAGCUCUCCCAACCUACAUCGGUGCACCAGGUGUCGCUUUUCGUUGUAGGAGAGAUGGCAGUUUCGAGGGGGUUCAGUGUGAGAGGAAUGGCGUCUACUGCUGGUGUGUCGAUGAGAAUGGGAACGAGAUACCUGGGACUAGAAGUAGGAAUGCGAUUAGAUGCCCGAGAAGAGGAGCUCCACUGACCUCUUGUUGGAGAGCGUAUCAAGAUGCCCUAAGGAGUUAUACCAUUGAUAAGUUCAUUCCUUGGUGCCGCCCAGAUGGUUCAUACAGCCCUGUGCAGUGCUACCGCUCCUAUUGCUAUUGUGUGAAUAAGGAUGGUCAGGAGAUCAGUGAUACAAGAACAUUUACUGUAACUGGAAAACCGAAGUGUACAUAUACAAGUGGCUACCGUAAACCCUGCCAAAGAAGGUAUUGGGAAGCCGUUAGAAGUGGCGCACCUUCCGAUUACAUUCCGAGGUGCUGGAGUGAGGGAAAUUAUGAACCAAUGCAAUGCAACAGACAGAGCUGUUGGUGUGUUGAACUUGAUGGAACUGAGAUUCCUAACACAAGAUCAAGAGGAACAGUUACUUGCCCUCCAUAUGAUAGAAGGCCGCUGGACUUUGGCUUCUUGGUAGAUUCUUCUCCGGACAUCAGCAGGGAAAACUGGCAACGGAUCUUGUGGUAUAUGCGUAAUGUUGUCGACAGACUCAGUUCCAUCAACCACGGUUCUUAUGGAACAAGAGUGGGAGUCGUUAGUUACGCCUCAGUUACCCGCCUGCACUUUGACUUUAACUUCCUCCACGGUUUUAGUCUAAAUAAAGAACGAGUGAAAGCACAUAUCAACUCGCUUCCUCGUCAACCUGGUAAUGAUAGAAGGCUUGGUGGCGCAAUAGAUUUUACAAGAAGGAACCUUUUCAGUCGUAAGGGUGGAGCACGUCCCAACUCCAGGAGGAUUCUUUUGAUUAUUACAGCCGGACCUCAGGCUGCAGGCUCCAGCUUUGCAUCUGCUGCAACACAGCUCAAGAAAGAGGGUGUUCAGAUCUACUCAGUAGGAGUUGGCUCACGUUAUAAGCAGGAAGAAGUUUUGUUUCUGGCUUCGUACGCAGAUUAUGUUCGCCCAUACAGCUUCAGUGAACUUCCCAGACGCUACUUCAAUCCAGAUUACCAAAUAGAUCUGGGUUUUAUCGUGGACUCAUCAGUGGACUGGAAGAGUUACACCAAGGCAGUCGCCUAUGCCUUUAACAUUUCUCCUGGUAACACUCGUGUUGGUUUCAUUGUCUUCGGUAACUAUGCUAAGAUAGCUUUUCCAUUUGAUGCAGACUACACCUGGGCAGGCGUAAGGCAACUCAUAGAUGGUAUACAAGUGUCAGAUAGCAAGGAAAAGAGAAUUGACCUUGCCUUGCAGAUGGCAUAUAAAGACUUGUUUACCUCUCGGAAUGGAGCCAGAUCUGGUGCAAGAAAGGUCCUCAUCGUGAUAUCUGGUGGAAUCUGGAAUGUCUACUAUCGUCCUGCCUGGCGGUCUGCAGCAGCACAGCUUAGAAGCAGUGGGGUUGAUGUCUACAUCACAGGGGUCAUUCCACAAGCUGCUGCUUCUUAUUUCCGUGACAUAACAGGAAGCCGGCCUCCGUUUUCAACGAAAGCUUACGUAGCCUCAGAGCAAGGAGCGAUGGACUAUUACCAAGUGAUAAGAAACAUUGUGUUUGGAGCGAGACCUCGUCAAAUCGACCUUGGCUUUGUAGUGGACUCUUCAGAUAGUGUUGGUUGGUCAAACAUGCAGCGUUUCAUAUCAUCCAUGGUAGAAUCGUUUGAUAUUUCGGAAGAAAGAGUUCAUGUAGGGUUCAUCGUUUUCAGUGACAGAGCGGUACUCUCGUUCGGAUUUAAUGAGCUCCAGGGAUCUUCUUACACCCUCAGUGGUAUCAGGCAGUUGAUAAACAGAGUAUCUCGACUUGGAGGAAGUGAAAGAAGAGUUGACCUCGCAUUGAAUACAGCCUACAGAGAUCUUUUCAGCGAUGUAGGUGGAACCAGAGUGACUGCCAGAAAGGUGCUUGUCCUUCUAACAGGGGGUGACUGGGAUCCGCAGUAUGAAUCACAAUGGAAGUCUUACGCCGAAAACUUAAGGAAUGUGCCGGUCAACAUGUACUCUUUCUCUUUUGGUUCGGUUCCAACGCAAGCUCAACUUCAGCAAGUGAUUCCUUACAAUCGUGAUGUGUUUAGGGUCAGUUCGUAUGAUGCAAUGGGCAGCAGACCAUCUGACUUAGUUAACGCCAUCCGUGGAGUGUAUGCUGACGAACCUGUGGACAUUGCUUUUUUGGCUGAUUCAACCUCGGCGGUUAACUGGGAUCUAACCCGCUCUUUUGUAAAGAACAUCAUCGAUUCAAUGGACAUCUCAGAGCAAAAGGGACAUGUAGGAUUUAUUUCGUACGCCAGCAAAGCAUCUCUUGGAUUUGACUUUCGCGGUCAUGGUAAUGUGGGCUACACGAAAUCUGGAGCAACCCAGCUGAUUGAUGCAAUUACACAGCUAGGAGGAGACGACAGGGUUAUUAACCAGGGUCUUGACAUGGCCACGUACAUGUUUAGCCCUAGAGCAGGUGCAAGAGACAAAUCAAGAAAGAUUCUUAUCGUGAUAUCUGGUGGUUCGUGGAAAACUGACAGCGAUUUAAAAACAUACAGAGAUAGGGUACUUUUGGGCCUGAAGGGCAGUAAUAUUGAGAUAUACACAGUAGGCGUGGGACCAGAUACCACUGCUUCACAAGUGCGUCCAUUUUCAUAUGGAAGAAGAUAUUGGUUCCUCUCUGACUCAUAUGACGAUCUACAGAACGUUGCACCAAGACUGAUACGAUCGAUCCGAGGACAGUACACCCCUCCGAUGGACCUUGCGCUAUUGGUAGACUCAUCCUCAGCUGUUGAUUGGAGCGGAAUGCAGGGUUUACUGAAAGGUUAUGUUGGAACAAGACGAAUCUCAUUCGAUGGUGACCACGUUGGUAUUGUGUAUUUUGCGUCAUCCGGUCAAGUUGCUUUGCCGUUUCCUACCUCUAGGGACUACAACAGGACUACUGUUUUUAAGGCAAUUGAUGACCUCAAGCAGCAAGGAGGAGUUGAUAGAAGAAUUGACCUUGGACUUCAGACUGUUGCUAAUGACCUGUUUGGGCCCCAGAAAGGGGCCAGGAGAGAUGCCGAUCAGGUCCUCGUCGUCUUUACAGCUGGUGACUGGCCCUCUCAAUACAGAAGUGAUUGGGAAAAAACAGCUACUUCUCUCCAACAAAGAGGAAUAGCUAUUUACGCUUAUGGUAUUAAACCAGCAGCUCAACAGAAACAACUUGAGAGCAUUACAAGAGACAAAUUUAUGCUUGAUGGCUACGGUGCUCUUACACCUAUUCCCACGGGAGUCACAGAUGCUCCUCGAGGGAUGGACAUAGGCUUUGUGAUAGACGCAUCUGACUCAGUAGACUGGAACAGCAUGUUAAACUACGUACGAUUCUUAGUUGAGCGCCUCUACAGAAUCGCUGGCUCCAACGUCCGUUUUGGAAUAAUUACAUAUGCUGACACUGCUAUAAUUAGGUUGCCUUUGGGUGACUCUGGAAACCCUGAGAACCGGAUCCUCAGCACAAUUCAGGUCAUUGGCCUAAAUAAAGGACAUACAGGAUCAAGUGCAGGUUUCAUUUCAGCAAUGCAGAUGGUUCCAGGUUUCUUUUCGCUUAAAAAGGGCGGAAGAAUGGGAGUGAGACAGAUAUUGAUUGUUCUAUCAACUUCACCUUGGCGAAAUCAACAAAGUUUAGACUGGUUGCAGAGUGUUAAGACAGCGAGAAAUGAAGGAAUUGAAGUUUACUCUGUUGGGACAGUUCCAUCCCGAGGACUGCCACAGUUGGCCUCUAUCGUGCGUAACCCUGUAAGAGAUGUUAUCGUCUUAAACUCCUCGUAUGAUGUCCAGGAUGAAGCAUCACGGACACUUUUGAAUGAUAUAUUCCGAGGUCCCUUACCACCACGAGAAAAAGAAGUAGACUGGGCAUAUGUGGUUGACUCGUCUGAUUCAGUGGACUGGCCUUCCUGGCGAAAGUACAUUUUGGACAAUGCACUGAGGUAUUUCAAAGUAUCAGAGGACAAGUACAAAGUCGGUCUUAUUACCUACAGUGAUGAAGCGAGGAUUGCUGUCCCGUUCAAUGCAAGAGAACCAUGGGAUGUCCAAAUAAACAGAACACCAAAACAAGGCGGAUCUGGAAGAAGGGUUGAUCUCGCAUUUCUGCGAACCAGAGAUCUCUUUACAUCCCAGUUCGGAGCUAGGAACGGAGCUAGGAAGGUUUUGGUAUUCUUUACAAGUGGUCCAUGGCCAUCCCAGUACAGAGACACCUGGAAACCCAUAGCGAGGCAACUACAAAAAGAGGGAGUUGAGAUUUAUGCUGUUGGGAUCGGUUCAUCUGUUGACGAACGUCAGUUGAAUGAUAUGACAGAGAAAACCUAUAAAGGAAAUGAUCUCCCUUCUAUCACACCUGAUCUGGACUAUGGCACAAGAACAGGCGAACCAGGCAAGAAAUUGACAGAGUGUCAACGACGCUAUGACAAUGCUAUCCGCCGUUAUACUCCUCAUGCGAUGAUACCUCAAUGUAGACCUGAUGGAAGUUUCCUUCCCAGGCAGUGCGACAUAUCAUACUGCUAUUGUGUUGACGAGAAUGGAGACGAAAGACCGAACACUCGCCUGAAUGUCAGAUAUGGAAAACCUUCGUGCGAUGAAACGGGAAUAAAACCUACAGCUUGCCAGGCACAGCAAAUUAGGUCUCAAGGAUUCAUGAUGCGUGGCCCCGAAUGUAAACCGGACGGAAAAUUUGAAGAAGUGCAAUGCAAGUCAUUGACUAAGGAAUGCUGGUGCGUUGAUGCCUCUGGCUUAGAGAGGACCGGGUCUAGAACUACCAAGUAUCUUAGAUGUCCUCAAGCUGGGAAAUCAGCAACGUCAUGUGAGAAACGCUAUCAACGGAGGGAUCCUUCGGAAUUCAUACCACGUUGCACACCAGAUGGAAGUUUUGAAAAGACACAGUGUAAAGAUCGUCAAUGUUUCUGUGUGAAUGCAAAUGGUGACAAGAUUGAUCAAAGUAAUGUUUUGUUAACCAAUGGAAUGCCAUACUGCAGAGCCCCAAGGCCAGUUGGCAACAGAGCCUUAGAUGUGGGGAUCAUUCUUGACCAGACCUUGGCUCUUAAAGCCGACGAAUGGAAGGAUGUGCUUACUUUCCUGAAAAAAAUAGUUAACGGACUUGGCGUCUCGUCGGCACUUGAUGGCACAAGAGUUGGAUUAAUGCGUUUCUCGUCUAGACCAUAUAUGUCUCUGUACUUCAACACAAUUAGAGACGAUAUCCUAUCACCUAGCACUGUGAACAAGUUUAUUGACCCAAUACAACAAAUUCAAGGUGACAGGCGUAUCGACCUGGCUCUUCAGAAGGCCGCGAGGGACCUGUUCACUAACAGGGGAGGGUCGCGUUAUAAUGCCAAAAAGGUUGCGCUGUUAUUUACCACAGGCCCCCAGUCGACCCAACAACCACUAAAUACACCGUUAGCAGACGCUGCAUCCCAACUAAAAAAUGUUGAUGUAGACGUAUUUGCGAUCGGUUAUGGGACGAGUGUUAAGCAAUCGGAGCUGGAGGCUAUAGCAUCAAGACCUUCCUAUGUAUUCAUGUCCCAAAGCGCUAGCCUACCUAUUAUCUCAUCGCAGGUUAUUGGACGGAUAGUUCAAGGACGUACUCCUUCACUAGACGUUGCUUUCCUGGCGGAUUCUACAGCUGGUGUCAACUGGCAAAAGACCCUUAAUGCUAUCUCAAAUAUUAUCUAUAGUUUCGAUGUCUCUCAAAGUGGCACCCACAUUGGCUUUAUACCCUACAGCUCAUCGGCUCCUGUGGCAGUCUCCUUUCCAAAUCCUUAUGUCCGACCCUACAAUCCUACGACUGUCGUACAGAGUAUCAACAGGGUUGCUCAGCAAGGAGGAUCGGAAAGACGGCUUGACCUUGCUUUCCAGGCUGCAAGUGAUGAAUUGUUCACCCCACAAAAUCGAUCUCGGCAGGCUGUAAAACGAGUAAUUAUUCUUUUUAUCAACGGCAAAUGGCCUUCUGAGGACAGUUGGACUUAUCUUCUCACCCAGCUGAAAAACACGGGUGUCGAGGUGUACGUGAUAACGUCAGAUCCUUCAGCAGAUACACCAGAUGCUUCAAGAGCCGCAAGUGGAGAGGACAACAUCUUUAGGACAAACUCUUACAGUGACGUUGAAGAUGUCGUCCCCAAAAUUUUACUUGCCGUUACUAAAGAUCCCGAAGUGACAAUGUGCCAGAGGUACAACAAUGGCAACGAUCAGUUUGUCAUUCCACAACGACCUGGAUCGAAAUGUACAGCUCAUGGAGCAUAUGAAGAAAUCCAGUGCGAUGACAAGUCCAACGAGUGUUGGUGUGUCGAUCGAAUUGGCUAUGAGAUAAUUGGUAGCCGAAGCACCGGGUCAAUCAAGUGUCCAACGAAAGGGGGAGGUCUUACACCUUGUCAAAAGGAAUUUUCGGAAAAGUCAAGAAACUGGCUUUUGAAAGGAAGGCAAUUACCACGAUGUCAACCUGAUGGUAACUACUCCAAAAAGCAGUGCUUCAAGUCAUUCUGUUACUGUGUCAACGAAGAUGGUGUUGAAAUUUAUGGUACAAGAAAGAAUAUAUCGGAAGGUGACGUCAUGUGUGGUCCUGAUCCAACUCUUACAAAGUGUCAGCAUCAGCGCGCUGAAUUUGCGUCGAACCCUGGUAGAUUAGGUUUCAUACCACGUUGCAAACCGAACGGAAACUAUGAAGCUGAACAGUGUCGAGGCUCUGUUUGUUACUGCGUGAAUAUCAACGGAAUUCGUAUUCCUGGAACAGAUGCUAGUAUUGGUCAAGGAAGACCUAAAUGUAAAGAUCCAGACGAUACCCUGACGAAAUGUGAAAGGCACGUACAGAAGGCUCUGAUAGGCGGCAGAAGCUACGUGCCAAGAUGCAAAAGAGAUGGAACUUAUGAAAAAGUGCAAUGUGAUGGAACAAAUAGCUUAUGUUGGUGCGUCGAUAAAGACGGUAAACGUGUCCCUCAGAUAGGACAAGAAGGUCGAGCCAGAUGUGUAGACCAAGAUUCCCUUACUCCUUGUCAGCGACAACAGCGAGACAGCUGGAGGAAUCCAGUACCUGGCCGUGCUGUUCCCUCGUGUGACCCAGAUGGUAGUUACAGCAAGGUGCAGUGCUUCCUUAGCACGUGUUACUGUGUCGACGAAAUCGGAAAUCAAAUCAGAGGCACCAGUGUUAAUUCACUGAGAGAUGGACUUCCAAAUUGUGAUGAUCCAGUUAAAUCACCUUCCCACUGCCAGAAAAAACAAGCAGAAGCUCAGUUGUCAUCCUCUCUAUCGCCUCAAGUCAUGUGCAAGCCUGACGGCUCUUACAGCGAUGUGCAGUGUGACAAGUCAACAGAGGAGUGUUGGUGUGUGAAUGGAAAAGGAAAAGAGAUUCUUGGAACAAGAAGCCUUGGAGUAGUGAAAUGCGCUGCAACAGCUCCUUUGUCGCCGUGUCAAGAUCGUAUUAAAAUAGCAGCUGGAGGAAAUUUAGCACUUUGGAAUCAUGUUCCUUACUGUCUUCCGAAUGGAGGUUUCCAAUAUGCGCAAUGCAACGCUCAGAAUGGAAACUGUUGGUGUGUUAAUAUAAAUGGACUUGAGUACACUGAGACACAGAGCAAGAAAAUACCAAACUGCGCCUUCACAGUUUGGUAUACGCCAUGCCAAGCGCAGAGACAGCAGGUACUUGGACCCACAGGUAUCGCCCCUCUAGGUGUCUUUGUUCCACAAUGUAAUGCCGAUGGAAGCUACAAUCAUACACAAUGCCAAAGUGGCGGGCCGCUUUGUUGGUGUGUUGAUGGAAAUGGAAAAGAAAUUACAGGCACUCGACAGCCUGGAAAUCCAAAUUGUGACAAACCAGGUGAUAUCGCUAGUAUACCUGUAGAACUUGGCUUCCUCUUUGAUGGUUCUGGACAAGUCACUGAGGCAGAUUUCAAUGCCCAAAUCGCCUUAGCCAAAGACAUUGCGGACACUUUUAAUAUUACGGAAGGACUUGCACAUAUUGGCGCCGCUGCAUACAGCCUUAACAGUAAAGUGCAAUUCACUUUCAUUAACCCUCUUGAUGGGCCAAAUCGGACUGCACAGGCAGUAAAUGAACUCCUUGAUAGAACAACUCAUGAUGGAGGAGCUGCAAGACUCGGUCAAGGGCUGAAAAUUGUCGAUUCCGAUUUAUUUAGCCCAAAAGGAGGGAGUGCUAAUGUUCCAAAGGUACUAGUGGUUUUUGUCGGAAGUUUUCAAACAAAGGACGGUAAGCAAAUUCCCCUGCCUGAUGCAGUUUCGGGGUUGAUCGCCAAAGGUGUAGAGAUUAUAUCAGUUGGUAUUGGAGAGAAUAUCGACCCAAAAGAAUUGCAGUCUAUCGCUACCGACCCAAAGAGUGUUUUCCAUCAAGAUGCGAUUGAUCAACUGAAGAGAGCUGUGAAAGAGGCGGCCCUUAAGAAACCACCCGUUCCAGAUGAUCUACCUCCAACGCCGUGUCAAUUAGAGGUUGAAAAGGCUCUCCAAACCCCCUACAGUUCUGAUCAAUUUGUUCCACGUUGUAAGAGGGAUGGAAGUUUUGAAGAUGUGCAGUGUUCUGAAAGCACAGAAGAGUGUUGGUGUGUAGAUAGCCUUGGCGUUGAACUACGCGGCACGAGGUCACAAGACAUCGUAACCUGUCCUGGAAUGGGAUCUGAUCUGACAAGAUGCCAACAGGAGUACAUGGAAGGCCGUUUUAGACCACUAUGUACUCCAGAGGGAGCCUAUGAAGAUGUACAAUGCCAAGGAACAGCUUGUUUCUGUGUGAAUGAAAGAGGCGAUGAGAUUGCACAGUCUCGGACAGAGCUUCCUGUCAAGCCGAAUUGCACAACGUCAGAUCAAGAACUCACAGUGUGCCAGCAUCAGUACAGUAGACAAACAAGCAACACUCCGCCAGUUGGAGCAUUAAUUCCUCGUUGCAAACCAGAUGGAAGUUAUGAAGAUGUUCAAUGCCGUGGAUCUGUCUGCUACUGUGUGGAUAGGAGAGGUAAAGAACUUCGAGGAACGGCAGUAAAUAUUGGGAUGGGUACUCCUCAGUGUAAAACUCCAGGUAAGAAUCUUACCUUGUGCCAACGACAAUACCAGGAGUACUGGAAAUAUCCCUCCAUGGGCCGGUAUGUUCCACGAUGUAAACCAGACGGUUCCUUUGAUAAAGUACAGUGCUAUGGCCCGUACUGCUUCUGCACAAAUCAAGACGGAAACAGAAGAGGUGGCAGUGUUAUACUGCAAUCGGUUACAAUGCCUUUUGGAAGUGACGAUUGUACUGAUAACGAACAAGUACUCACUCCUUGUCAAAAGAAGCAGGUCGAUUUCUUUACCUCUCCUCCAGCUGCUGGCAAAUACUUCCCCCGCUGCACCCCUGAGGGGUUGUAUGUUGAAGUGCAAUGUACCGUGCAGAAUGACGAGUGUUGGUGUGUUCAUGAAAAUGGCACAGAGAUUCCACAAAGCAGAACAAAGGGUCCCAUAAGGUGUCCAAAACCAGAUUCUGCCCCUACUUGUCCAGCAAAUCAGGUUCAAGAUACUGGUUAUUUUGCGCACUUUAUUCCGGAGUGUGAUGACGAUGGAGACUACAAGUCAGUACAGUGUGAUUACAGAUAUGGCUACUGUUGGUGUUCUGAUAACAAUGGAAAUCCUCUUCCAGGGACCACAGUGAGGGGUCAUCCCGACUGCAAAGUACCGAAAAAACUGACCAUUUGCCAGCAUCAUCUUCACCAGUUGAGUGCUUAUUCCGGUUUUACUCAAACUGGAGCCUAUGUUCCAGAAUGUAGAAGCGAAGAUGGACAUUUUAAAUCGCUUCAAUGUGACCGUUUUAGCUCAGUGUGUUUCUGUGUCGAGCAAUAUUAUGGCUACAUUUUGGCAGGAUCAGUUGGCGUUCAACAGCAAGAUUGCGCUAAACACGGAUCAAAACCACCACCAUUUGUACCAGGUUUCAAAGUGCUUCCUCAGCUAGUUGGUAAAGCCCCCUGCUCACGCGCUCGUAAGCAGGCAUUGGGUGCGCUUACCUUGUACGUUGUCGGGGUUUACGUUCCACAGUGCAAACCAGACGGUGGUUUUAAAACGAUACAAUGUAAUCCCUCCACGGAAUACUGCUGGUGUGUGGAUGAGGCGGGAAGGGAAAUGCCUCGCACCCGCGUCCGAGGGAAAGCAGCUUGUGAUAAAGCAAAUAUGACACGCUGUGAGAUGGACAGUCUACGUGCUCGUGGCUGGCAAAUAAAUGGAAAAUCUGCGGCAGUUUUUUCGCCGGAUUGUCGCCCAGAUGGUAGUUAUGUUCCUGAACAAUGUGACAAAUCCAAAGGUCAGUGCUGGUGUGUAGACAAAAAAGGAAACGAGCUUGUGGGAACAAGAGGUGAUGGAAGACGAACGUGCACAUCUCAAGCCGGAGAAACAAAAUGUCAAGAAGAUGGGAAACGAGCUUGUGAUAAAGACGGCGCCUAUGCGCCAAGACAGUGCGAUAAUAGCACUUGUUGGUGUGUAGACCGAGUGGGGAGAGAAAUACCCAGGACGAGAUCUGUGGACAACAAAGAAAAUCUCAAAUGUGAUGUAACAGCUGGAUUACCAAAAUGCCAAAAGGAACGACAACGGAGUUUGGGAUGGAAUGGAAAACCAGCUCCUGGUGUUUUUGUGCCUGAGUGCGACACAAGUGGAAAUUUUAAAGCUUCUCAAUGUCAUGAGGCAUCAGGAUUCUGCUGGUGUGUAGAUGCUGAGGGGAAUGAGAUUGCAAGGACCCGUGUAAGAGGACGGGCCAUUUGCAGGCCUUCAGUUACCAAGUCUCCAUGUCAAAGAGAGCGUCAAAGGUACCUCGGCUGGAAAGGCCAAGUGACAGGAUCUUAUCAACCAGCUUGUAACGAUGAUGGGCGUUACGAGCCUGUCCAGUGCAACGGUACCCACUGUUGGUGCGUAGACACUCAUGGAUAUGAGCUUCCGGGAACACUGCGUUUGAGCUUGGGGAUCAAUCCGCAGACCCCUGACUGCUCUAAAACACCAGUCUACUCAGCUAACAUAACAACCUGUCAGAGAUGGAGGAGCCGCAUACUUGACUUACCUGGUUUCCCAGUACCACCUGGUAUCUUCAUUCCUGACUGUGAACCAGAUGGCGGCUUUAGGCCAGUCCAAUGUUCUGGAAGCACGGGAUAUUGUUGGUGCGUCACCAAAGCUGGAUUUAUGAUUUGGAAAACCAGUACAAGAGGACGUCCCACUUGCGAUAAGAAGGGUCCAACCAAAUGUGUUAAAGAACAACAGUUGGUAAGAGCACUUAAGAGUCAAAACGGAAAUAGGAAAGGCUUUACCCUUCUUUGUAAUCUCGCCGGCGGAUAUGAAAGAAUGCAAUGUGAUGCUUCUGUUGGAGAAUGCUGGUGUGUUGACAAAAUGGGCAAAGAGGAACCACGAACACGUGUCAGGGGUAAAAAGCAAUAUUGCGAUGCGCCAGCUAAUUUGUCCCCAUGCCUGAGGGAGCUGCGAAGGGCUCUCGGCUACACAAAAGUGGUGAUUAAGGGUCGCUUUAAACCACGCUGUAAAACUGAUGGAUCGUACGAAAGGAUGCAAUGUCUGGAAACUGGAGCUGGUAAAGAAACAUGUUGGUGUGUGGAUAGUGAUGGCAAAGAGAUAAUUGGUUCACGUGUUUUGGGCAAGGCAUACUGUGAUCCCGAUACAGUGAUACCUACCAUGUGUCAGAAGGAACGCCGCCUUGCCCUGGGAUGGGACAACAAACCAAAGGAUGGUGUCUUUGUGCCAGAUUGCGAUUCAGAAGGAGCCUAUGAGCCAGUUCAGUGCUUGCUAUCAGAAGGCCCUUGCUGGUGUGUUAAUGAAGACGGGAAAGAAAUACCUGGGACACGAGCUGAAAACGGAAAGCCAGCCGAUUGCCCAGAUUUCGACUACCAAGGUGCGAAAAAACAAACUCGUUGUCUUCUGGACAGAGCACGAUCCCUUACAUUAAACGUCGCUCCUUCAAAUGGUAACUACAUACCCAAAUGCAAAGGUGACGGAAGUUAUGAUCCUGUACAAUGUCACGUGGCUUCAAAUCAAUGCUGGUGCGUGGAUAGGUAUGGCAACGAAAUCUUUGGCACGAGACAGACUAGUGGAACACCCGAUUGCAGCGAUAUCGAUUCCAAGUUAACGCUGUGCCAGAGGAAAAGAAUGGACAUCAUACAGGCUGUUAGUUCAUUUGGUCAUUAUGUCCCAACGUGCUCGAAGGACAAUUCUUACGAAAAUGUCCAGUGCCAUCCUUCCACUGGAUACUGUUGGUGUGUUGACCAGAACGGAAAUGAGUGGCGUGGAACAAGGGGAAAGGGAAGACCUCUUUGUGAUCAUACUGCUGGUUUGACGCCUUGUUUUAAGGACCGUUACGACGCCCUUGGCUUAGAUAGAGUUCCUCCUGUUGGUCGUUUCAUACCCGAAUGUACCCGAUCAGGCGAAUACAAAAGACUCCAAUGCAGUGCUUCAACUGGCUAUUGCUGGUGCGUAGACAAAAACGGACAAGAAAUAAGAGGAACACGUAAGAGAGGAAAUCCGCCUCAAUGCUUGAAAGAUGGCCAACUACCCAGAUGUCUCCGUGAACGUCAGUUCGCCUUGGGCUGGCAUGAUGUUGUUGUCCCUGGAUUGUUCAUCCCGGAAUGCACUACCGACGGAAAAUAUGAACAGAUCCAGUGUAACCCUUCUUCUGGAUUCUGUUGGUGCAGUGACAGCGAGGGUCGUGCUUAUACUGGUACGAAAGUUCGUGGAAAACCCGACUGCUCCAAUUUACAAGAUGACGUGAGCGAUUGCAUUAAAGAUCAAGUUCAAGCUAGUGUAUGGUCGGCAGAUUUCGCCAUCGUUUUCUCUCCUGAAUGCAAUAAGGAUGGCAGUUUCAAAACUGUUCAGUGCCAAAAGUCCACUGGAUACUGCUGGUGUGUCGACCGCAGAGGAAAUGAACUCUGGGGAACGAGGAUCAAAGGGCAACCGGACUGUAGCAAAAUCAGUGGAAAGAAAACAACUUGCGAAAUGGAAAGUAGUGAGGGUUCACAAGUUCAGCAGACUCGUUUCCAGUUCACUCGCUUCAUCCCCCUAUGUGAUAGAUAUGGUGGCUACCGAAAUGUCCAGUGUGGACCUCUCGGGGAAUGUUGGUGCGUGGAUCGUUACGGUAAUGAGUUGCCAAGAACAAAAAUCAAAGGAGUACCUCACUGCGGACAAGAUGCUGGACUUAAGCGUUGUCAGAAGGAAAGGCUUGCAGCAUUAGCGCUUAGAGGAACAGUCCCGCCUAAUGCAUUUGUACCACACUGUAAAAACGAUGGUGAGUUCAAACCGGUCCAAUGUGCACCAACUGGAGAUGAGUGCUGGUGUGUAGAUCGCAAUGGCAGACCUAUUCCAAGGACGAUGUCAACCGGCCAAUUGAGCUGUGCUGACCCAGCUAAUCUAACCGACUGUCAGCUUGAUAGACUACAUGCAGCUGGCAGACCUGGUCAAUUUCAACCUGAGUGCACUAACGAUGGACAGUACAAACCUGUGCAGUGCGAAAAUGGCAUUUGUUGGUGUGUGGAUCGCUUUGGUAAUGAAAUUUAUGGAACAAAGACUUACGGAGCACCACAAUCUAAGUGUCCAGACAGAUCAACGCCAGGUGUUAAAACUACCUGCCAGAAGGAGAGACAAAUACGACAACUCCAACCAGUGGUUUCAAUGAAGAUGCCUCUUCAGUUCCUUAGACCAAGUGGCCCGUGGUGGUCUAUGGUGAGAUGCGAUGAUAAUGGGGGUUACCGCCCUGUUCAAUGUCAUCGAGGGACUCCAGUGUGUUGGUGUGUGGAUAGGUAUGGACGGGAGAUACCCAGGACUAGACUAUCGGGAACCCCUACAUGUGAACCAACUGCUGGACUCACAAUGUGUCAAAAAGAACGUCAAGCAGCCCUGGGUUGGAGAGGAAUUCCAGCAGUUGGAAAAUUCGUUCCAUUGUGUCGACCAGGUGGAGAAUACCAGGAUGUUCAAUGCAGCCCAUCAACUGGUUUCUGUUGGUGCGUUGACAAGAAUGGAAUCGAGAAACAGGGUACUAGAACUCGUGGUGCACCAAGUUGCGGGCUAAUGGCUCACUUGACAAAGUGUCAGAAAGAACGAAGAACAGCAUUAGGUCCAGUGGGAAAUGCACCGCCUGGACGAUUUGCCCCAGAAUGUGACAGCAAGGGCCAGUACAUCAGAGCACAGUGCUACACUGCAACUGGCUACUGUUGGUGUGUAGACUCGCUUGGCCGAGAAUUACCUGGAACAAGGAAAAAGGGAAGAGUCAACUGCCCAGACAAAGAUCGCAAGAAUUGCAAUUACGAAACAAAAAGGCUGGUUACAUCUGGGAUAUCAGACAAACCAUUGCCUGAGUGCGAUCGUCAAGGAAAUUAUAAGAAAGUGCAAUGCAGCUACGUUUGGGAGUUAAAUGAAUGUUGGUGUGCUGACAGCAAAGGAAAUGCUUAUUGGAAUACUUCUGUGAUGAACGGCGUUCCUGACUGUUCCGAAGGAGUGCUGAACAAACUCCCAACCGAAUGCCAAAAGAGACGAGACGAUGCCCUUAACUUCCGUACAGUGGAUAUCGAUAUCAACAGAGAUGUUCCUCAGUGCAAACCAGAUGGUAGUUACGAUGAUGUUCAGUGUUCAGCGACCACGGGACGAUGUUGGUGUGUGUACUAUAACGAUAUGCCAAUCCCGGGUACUGAAACUGAUGCCAAACCAUACUGUCCACCAACGGCUGGGUUAACACCGUGCUUAGCAGAACGUAUAAAUGCAGAAGGUUACACUGGUUCAACUCUUCCCGGUCGUUAUUCACCUGACUGUGACAGAGAUGGUAAUUACAAACCCUUGCAAUGUCAUUUUGCCAGUGCCGUCUGUUGGUGCGUCGAUAGCCAGGGUCAAGAAAUACCAGGUACCAGAGGAAAGGGAAGAAAACAAUGUCCAAUACCAGGCGUGCAACAAACAAAAUGUCAAGAUCAAAGAGAACGAGCCCUCCAAAACGGAGUCAUUGGAAGUUUUAUUCCAAAGUGCACAGAGGAUGGAAGUUUUGAAAAGAUUCAGUGUCACGGCUCGGUGUGUUACUGUGUCGACAAGGAUGGUAAUGAGAUCUCUGGAACCAAAACAAGUCUCCCUGAUACUCCUAAUUGCCUUGUUCCAAAACCAACAGACGAAGAUCCAACGAAAAGUUCAUGUGAGGAAAAGUACCGCCAAGCUAUGGAGAAUUACAAUAUUGGCACGUUUGUGCCACACUGCAAACCGGAUGGUCGGUAUGAAGAGGUGCAGUGUGGAGCUGGAUGGGACUAUUGUUGGUGUGUCGAUUCAAUCGGCAGAGAAAUCUCUGGAACAAGAAGAAAGGGGUGGCCUCAAUGUGCACCUUCAACUGGAGUAGAUGUUGCAUUUGUCAUCGACUAUGCCACAACCCCAGACACUAUAGCAAAGUUGUCCACCUUUGUGUCAUCUGUCAUCGAUGGACUGGAUGUUUCCCCAACUGGAGCUAACGUGGCUCUUAUCACUUACGGAAACAAUGCAACAAUAGUUUUCUCAUUCAACGCUCUGCAGGGAAAACAGGUGAAUAGGGAUGAAGUGAAAAUACUGGUGGACACUGCAACUCAGAUGACGCGCAGCGCUCGGAUAGACAGAGCCUUAGAACUGGCCGACAAGCAGUUGUUUACUACAGAGGCAGGCUCAAGACCAGGAGUACCGAAGUUCUUGAUUUUGGUGUCGCUGAAUACAACGGAAGACCCUGAUCAAACGCCGCUCAUCAAAGCAUCACAAGGAGUCAAGAGUAGGGGUAUUCGAGUUUUCUCAAUCGGAAUCAAGCCCUAUGUCAAUCAACGCGAUUUGGAGGAUACCACAAUCAAGCCAUCUGAUGUCUACAUCAUUCCUUUGGAUGAGUUACCAAGUACAGGGAGGAGAGUAGCUGACACCAUCAACGGAUUCGUGGAUGAUCCUGGUCGUCAAACUGACAUGACAGCUGCCGCUGAUAUUGGAAUUUUAAUUGCUUCCUCUCCACAAACAACGCCAACCAAGUGGUCAUCAAUUCUUGAUGACGUAAACUCUAUGGUGGAUUCAUUUACGGUAUCGCCACGUGGGACUCACCUCUCCGUUGCCACAGCGGCCAAGGUCCCCAAGGUGGCUUUAAGAUUUAACACCCUAAAGGGCUCAGACUACAAUUUGAACGAGGUAAAAAGACGCAUAUCGCAAAUCCCGUAUGAAGAAGUUAAUGACACACGCAUUGACCUUGGACUUCAGGAGACAGCUGAUGUAAUGUUUACUGAGCAAAGUGGAAUGAGGAGUGAAGCUUCAAAGUUCUUGGUGGUGAUCUCGGAUGGAGAGCAGUCAAAGGAUCCCCAAGCAAUUCCCUUAGCUAGUGCGGCUCAAAAGGUAAAAGAUAAAGAUGUGGAGGUGUUUGCAUUCUCAACAAAACCCAGACAAGACACCAAUGCGGAUGACCUGCUCACAAUAGCAUCUGGAAAUGAUAAUGUUUAUUUCGUUGCACCUGAUGAUCCAGCGCCUGCUAUUACCACCAAGAUAACGCAAAAGGUUAAAAGCCGUGUGAGAGAGCGUAACUAUCCCGUAGACAUCGCCUUUCUGAUUGGAUCAUCACGUACAACAACACAAGCUCAUUGGAGAACUACUCUUGAUUUUGUUAAAUCAAUUGCUGACCGAUUUCCCGUGUCUGAAUGGGGAACCCGUAUGGCACUGAUAUCUUUUGACACUUCACCUAGAGUCGAAUUCUCAUUCAGAGAGCUAACUGGUCCACAGCUGAAUAACUACGAGGUACGCAGGUUGAUUGACAGAGCUGAAUACAAAAAUGGGCCCACAAGGAUUGACCGCGCCCUGAAGCUUGCAAACACUUAUCUUUUUACUCAGGCGGGAGGAUCAAGAAGAAAUGCAAUGAAGAUCUUGUUCUUGAUAACAGACUCCGGACAAGCCCCAGACCAACGACCCUCCACACGUCUUAAUCAGGUCUCACUUCCUCUAAAAGACAAAGGGGUGUCGAUCUAUGCUCUUGGUAUAGGAGACGGGGUUCCCGAAAAAGACUUGAGUGACGUUGUAUCACGACCACAAAAUGUUUUUAGACCAGUUAACUCUGCAAACGACCUCCCACAGAGAAGGGGAACCGUAGUGGAUGCGUGGAAUACGUACCUAAGAGAUCGCUGGGUUGGUGUAGACAUUGGCUUUGUUGUAGAAGCUUCCGACAAUGUGACGCCUCAAAUGUGGAGAUACUUCAAGGACCUAGUAAAGAGAACGGUUGACCGCUAUCACGUUGCACCAAGAGCUGCAAACAUUGGAAUGAUUGCUUAUGGCAACACUGCCUACGAAUGGUUUAACUUCAACACUCUACCUGACGAAAUAUUAAACAACUAUGAAGUGAAACGUCUUGUGGACGGAGCCACUUUACGCGGAGGAACACCCAGAAUUGACCGCGGUCUUCAGAUGGCUGAGACCUCAUUGUUUACCGAAGCAAAAGGAAUGAGGAGAUGGGUUCCAAAGUUCCUCUUUGUGAUAACAGCGAGUAUACAGUCAAGGUAUCCGGACAGGUAUACACCCCUAGCAACUGCAUCUCAAGGACUAAAGGACAGAGGAGUGCGAGUGUACGUCCUGGGUGUAGAACCCAAUGUUGACGACCAGGAGCAGAUUGACAUCGCGUCACGACCUCAAAAUGUUUAUAGAGCUCCGCUAGACCGUUUGCCAAGCUUUGGACCAAGACUUUGGAAUAAUUGGAGAGAAUACAUACGCAACAGAGGUCUCUAUCCUGCGGCAGACGUAGCUUUUCUUCUCGGCUCGUCGCCUCGAACAACACCCCAGACGUGGAACGCAUUCCAGACCUUUGCAAAGACGGUAGUAGACGUUCUUGGCGCAUCACCAGACGGUAUCCAUUACAGCGCCAUUGCGUUUAACUCAGAACCCCGGGUAACUUUCCGAUUCAAUACAAUACAAAGACCUCAAUACACACGGGAUAACGUUAAACGCCUUAUCGAUGACAUGCGGUACACAAGAGGGAAUACGCGCAUCGACAAAGCCAUGGCUCUGGCUAAUACUGUUCUAUUCACCUCUCAGUCCGGCAUGAGAAGAGAUGUGCCACGGAUGAUAAUCGUCUUGGUUGAUGGGCCACAAGAUAGAGAUGUGAUCUCAUAUACUCCUUUGAUCAGAGCAUCUCAGCCACUGAGAGACAGAGAUAUUUUCAUUUACGCAGUCGGAGUACGACCUUACAGUCCCGAGAAAGAGCUGAAAGACCUAACCUCUGAUUGGUCGAGGGUCUUUUUCUACUCAAUAGACGAGCUUCCCAGACGUACUCCGCAAGUUUUGAAUGGGUUUUACGAUUACUGGCGAAAUAGACUGCGUCCAAGAGAUCCAACGGACACCAAAUGUAGGCAGCAGUAUCGCACAGCAUUGACAAACUAUGUAGUUGGACGGUAUGUGCCACGUUGCAGACCAGAUGGUUCUUACGAGCCUCUUCAGUGUCAGAGCUCCGUCUGCUUCUGUGUUGAUCGAUAUGGAAGAGAAAUUCCCGGAAGCCGAAAAUCUGCGUAUAGUCCUCCGAACUGCGUGAAAUUUGUCAAUCCACCAACUGAAUGCCAGCAAAAAUACAAGAAAGCCGUGGCUCAACGUCUGUAUGCUAAAGGCGCAUAUAUACCACGAUGCCUGCCAGAUGGAACAUACGAUGAAGUGCAGUGCGGAGGUGGUUACUGCUGGUGUUUGAGUAAGUCUGGAUCAGCUGUGGACGCUACCAGAGGAUGGCCAUCAUGCGCAAUUGGAGGUAAACCACAGACACCCUGUCAGAGGCAAUACCAGAAAGCUCAUACAUUCCCCUACAGUGGAACCUACGUCCCUCACUGUACGCCUGAUGGCAAGUACUUCCCUGUGCAGUGCGAAGGAUCUGUAUGUUUCUGUGUAGAUGACCAGGGAACGGAACUCAAGAAAACAGCUAAACUGCUACCAUCGUAUCCAUCGUGUGAUGCAACGCCAGACCUUCCUCUGUCACCUUGUGAGCGGGAGAGAAAAUCAGCUACUGACAAACAUGUGGUUGGCCGAUGGGUACCACAGUGCCAAGAAGAUGGUUCCUAUUACCCCGUGCAGUGUACCACAGGUUAUGAUUGCUGGUGUGUCGAUGAUAAUGGUCGAGAAAUUCAAGGGUCUAGAAGAAGAGGUUGGCCAGACUGUGAUCAACCUGAAAAGAGACAACCUAAAUGUCGACGACACUUCAAAGCAGCUUUACUCCGCCUCCUCCCGGGAAGAUUUGUCCCUCGUUGCAAAGCAGAUGGCAGCUAUGAUCCCACUCAGUGCGCAGGCUCUGUAUGCCUUUGUGUGGAUAGCCGUGGUAUAGCAAUCCCAGGAACAUCAAAAGCACGUUUCAAACAACAAAACUGCGAAUCUCAAGGAUGGAGAUUGACAACAUGCCAGCGACACUUCCAACAAGCCUCUCGCUCUUCUUCUGUCUAUACUCCGAAAUGCCGUCCCGAUGGUCGUUACAAAGAUGUUCAAUGUUAUGGAAGUACAUGCUUCUGUGUUGGCAGAAAUGGUUUGGAUUUAGGUCUCAACAGAACUUUGUUACCUCAGCUUCCAACCUGUCCACUCACUCCUGAUUCAGAUCCUCCAAGCAGACCCCAAACACCUUGUGAAAGACGACGAAAUGCGGCCCUGCGCUCGCCAGAUACAUUUGCACCUUUUUGUACACCGGACGGAUCGUUUGAUCCAGUUCAGUGCAGAGGAUUGAUGUGUUACUGCGUGGAUAGGGACGGAAAGACCAUAGAAGGAACAGAUAUUCCCCGCCCUUAUCGACCGGAGUGUUAUGGUCCCAAGCCUAGUAAAUGCCAGGAAGCGUACCUUUCUGCACUGAGACGCUACCUGCCUGGCCGUUUCCUUCCUCGUUGCACGAGCGAUGGAAAAUUUGAGCCUGUACAGCUGUUCGGACCAGAUGCUUAUUGCGUGAAUGCAGAAGGCAAUGAAAUACCUGGAACCAGAGUAAUUAGACCAUUUAAACCUAACUGUUUUUCCGAUAAGCCUGGUCGAUGUCCAGCGCCAUGGCUGGGCCUUGAUGGUAAAUGUGACAAAAUGGGUGACCUUUGCCGAAGAGACAAUGGAUGCCCAGAUGACCAGAAAUGCUGUUUCAAUGGCUGCCAAAAUGAAUGUGUCGCUAAAGACCCCAACGAAAAAUACGGUGGCAUUUGCCCAAUACCAAUGGAUGUCACGUUCAUCAUUGACUCGUCUGGAAGUUUGGGCCGCAGAAACUGGCUCCUAUUGCUCAGUUUUGUUCAAUCAAUAGUUCGUCUCUUUGGUGUGUCAUCAUCUGGAACUCAUGUUGCCCUUAUCCCAUUCAGUACUGACGCGAGAGUGGUUCUUAAGUUCAACACAUUAACUGGCUCCCUUCUCAGUGUCGCAGAGGUGAACAGACAAGUUGCUGGCCUUCGUUGGCAGAGAGGUUUCACUCGCAUUGAUAAAGCAAUGGAACUGGCGGAUAAAGAAGUGUUAACAUACGCGGCGGGCAUGCGGAAUGUUCCAAGGCCUGUUCUAGUAAUGACGGAUGGAAAGCAGACGACCGACAGAGGAUCGUAGACUCCACUUGAAGUUGUCUCGUCACGCCUUAUGAACAA